Molecule: messenger RNA, 2432 nt
Organism: Hemicordylus capensis (graceful crag lizard)
Lineage: Eukaryota; Metazoa; Chordata; Lepidosauria; Squamata; Cordylidae
Gene: RPIA
Product: ribose 5-phosphate isomerase A
Exons: 10
Coding region: 242-952 (236 amino acids)
Biological process (GO): D-ribose metabolic process; pentose-phosphate shunt, non-oxidative branch
Cellular component (GO): intracellular membrane-bounded organelle
Molecular function (GO): ribose-5-phosphate isomerase activity
Source: RefSeq, a predicted model, not a curated record
CCCCUGCGUCCAAUAAAGGCAAGCUGCCGUGGUGCAUUGUGGAUAUUAUAGUUUUCUUUGUGCGUUAACCCAGAGCUUAACAUAUUCAGAGCCUUGCUGACAAGACUACAAAUCCCAUAUAUCCCCGGCUGCUCUGCAAGGAGAGAGGACUCUGACCGCGGAAGGGCUAGUGGAGGCAGGAGUUUUGCGAAGCAGACACGUGCAAAAACGCAGGCAGCUUAGCCACAGCAAUAAUAAUACCAUGAUGAUCGAGGAGGCAAAAAAGCUGGCCGCCUGGACUGCGGUAAAUAACCACGUGCAGACCAAUCAAAUUCUUGGAAUUGGAAGUGGUUCUACGAUUGUUCAUGCUGUACAUCGGCUGGCUGAGAGAGUGAAACAGGAGAAUCUCAGCAUAAUCUGCAUACCUACAUCUUUUCAGGCACGUCAAUUGAUUCUGCAGAAUGGCUUAACCUUAAGUGACCUGGAUAGACACCCUGAGUUGGAUGUUGCCAUUGAUGGGGCUGAUGAAGUUGACUUGGACCUCAAUCUUAUCAAAGGAGGAGGGGGCUGCCUGCUGCAGGAGAAGAUAGUUGCUGGCUAUGCAAAGUGCUUCAUAGUUAUUGCUGAUUACAGGAAAAAGUCUAAAAGUUUUGGCGAACAGUGGAAGAAAGGGAUCCCUAUUGAGGUCGUCCCCAUGGCCUAUGUGCCAGUCACCAGAGCCCUAGUCAAGAGGUUUGGGGGUGCUGUAGAGCUGAGGAUGGCUGUCAAUAAAGCUGGCCCAGUGGUGACGGACAAUGGAAAUUUUUUAUUGGACUGGAAAUUUGACAAUGUCCAUAAAUGGAACGAAGUGAACAUGGCAAUCAAGAUGAUACCAGGAGUGGUGGAAACGGGCCUCUUUAUCAACAUGGCAGAGCGAGUUUACUUUGGCAUGGAAGAUGGCUCUAUCAGUGUACUUGACAAGCCAGUCCACUAAAUAAUAUUCAGUUGCCAAUAUCUCCUCUGCCUUCAGCCUACAUUGCACACAGUUCAUCAUUAUGGGGCCAACUUGACAUUUUGCCUUAAAGAACGUCUGUCCGGAUCUCAGUGAAUGAAAGAGGGUCCAGCAGAUUUCAUUAAUAUUGAAAGUGAAUGUCUUAAAUCAACUUUUUACCUUCAUGAAUGUUCUAAUCACUUUUAAAAGGUAAUUUUUGAGCACAGUGUUUAAACUUUCACUUUGUUUUUAUACAAACAUUUACCAAAAACCAUACUUUCUAUAGAGCUUGAACCAUCUGACUGCUCAGAGUGUGCCUGGGUGAAAGACAAUAACUGCAACUUGUGGUCUUAUGUAUUAAAUGCAUUUUGUGUGGGUUUAUGAAAGGGUAUCUAGUUUGAAUUCACAAAUGCCUUACAGAACCUUUUAGGUUCUAUAAUUUAUGCCUUUUUAUGAUUUUUAUAAUUCCUUGUCUAGUCUCAGUAUAGUACAACUGUUUGUUCAGUUGGUCACCAUACUGUGAAUAUAUUUUUAUGUUCUACUUAGGGCUGAUUAAUACACUUUCUGCAGUUCCAUAUUACUCCAGUCUGAAAGGGAUGACAUAGUUGCAUCUUAGAGCAGGAUCACCAGCCCCAGCUGACACUGGCAUGAGGACUGGCAACAUAGUUCCUCCCAUCUUGGAGAUACUAAAUAGCUUCUCCCACAUAACUUUCAAACAAUACCAAUCAAUCAUCUUUAUUACAGUCAAAAACUAGCAAACAAUACCAAAACUAUUUGGGAGAAGCCAUUCUUUAGUGUCUCCCAGACUAGGGAUGUGCAUGGAACUGGUUUGCAUGGUUCAGUCUGAACUGGUUCAGUUGAACCAACAGGCUUGUCCAGUCUAUCCAACCAAACCAAUUCAAGUGCUUGUAAAGGGGAAUCUAAUGAUUUCCUGUUGCUUCCAAAGGGUAGGGGAGCAGCAAGAGGCACUUUCAAAACAGAAAGAGAAGGUGCUUAGCAGCAGGCUUGCAUGCCCCACCCCCCUGGUGGUAGCAUGCAAGUGGUCUAGCAUGAACCAGAUCCCUUUCACUGGGGCCAGUCCGGUCUGCAACUGAACCAGUCUGGUUAGCUGUGGGUUGCUUUGAUCACGGACCAGUUUGGCACACCCCUCUCCCAGACAACUGUGGAUAAUGCAUGAAUUGGUCCUUAAUUUAAAUGUGCCAACUUUGUGUUGACCCCUCUCAAAUAGGUAAAGGAUAAAUAUAUUAAAUGUCUAGAGCCAUGCUCUAGGUUAGUGGCAGGAUUUUAAAGCCCACUUCACAUGAUUUGCAGAAUAUUAUAGCGAAGUACAGAGUCUUCCUGGUGGGCAUGGACUAUGUCAAUGUAGCAAGAGAAAGGCACUCUUCAAAUGCAUUCUUUUUCUAUAUGCUUUCUUUGUACUAUACAUCAAACCAUGACUCAUCACUUUGUUGUAGGCACUGAAAUAAAGAAAUGAAAAGCUAAA